Oncorhynchus tshawytscha (Chinook salmon) is the source of this 5633-nucleotide messenger RNA. It is a transcript of the gene rnf19a, whose product is annotated as ring finger protein 19A, RBR E3 ubiquitin protein ligase. Gene Ontology annotation, biological process: ubiquitin-dependent protein catabolic process; protein polyubiquitination; positive regulation of proteasomal ubiquitin-dependent protein catabolic process. Gene Ontology annotation, cellular component: cytoplasm; ubiquitin ligase complex. Bases 480 to 2984 code for a protein of 834 amino acids. NCBI's taxonomy places the organism in Eukaryota, Metazoa, Chordata, Actinopteri, Salmoniformes, Salmonidae. The record is from RefSeq and is a predicted model, not a curated record. The transcript has 10 exons. Gene Ontology annotation, molecular function: ubiquitin protein ligase activity; zinc ion binding; ubiquitin conjugating enzyme binding.
CACAAGGGCCUGUCCAAAGACUUGAACAACUGUGUACGUGUCCUCGCGAGAUUCCGUAGUGAUCGUUUGAAUCCAUCCACAAGGAACCGGUCGGUCGGUGUUUCCAAUGGGAAGGGCAGAAGUCUGGAACGGAGAAGUAACUCGUUACAACGAACAACACAAAUGCCAUUUUGUGAUCAAUCCAUUUUAUUACCGAAGUGACAUCGGUGAAUCGUUGUAGUUCCAUUUCACCCCCUUUACGGGACAAACCGUGAGGUGGAUCUUUGUUUUUGAAACGGUAGUCCAGAACAGAUCCAGCCCUGUGGGCCAUACGAGACCAGACCUGGAGAGCAGGCCCAGGCCGCCACCAGAGACCACCACCAUGUCUUACCAGCCUGCGCCUGCUCCUUAACACCCUGUCCCCCCAGCCCCUCUCACCACCCCCCUCCCUCCCUGUGGAUGCCCCCCUGCCUGGUGGAGGAGGAGCCUCUGGUGGGGAGAUGAGCCUGCAGCAGCUGAGGGGGGAUCGGGGGGGUUCUGGGUCUGAGAGGGACCUCCACUCAGCAGCCUCCUCCAUCAGCCUGCCCUCCGUCAGGAAGGCCCCCAAGAAGAGACGCCUCUCCCUGCGCUCGCUGUUCAGCCGGCGCCACCGUGGGGAUCGAGACCCCAAGAGGAAAUCACAGGACUUACAGGGUGGCGGUGUGGAUGGGAUCGCCAGCGUGGAGAGCAUCCAUUCAGAGAUAUGUCAUGGAGACAAGACCUCGACGCACUCCGCCCCCGUUGUGGCCUCUUCCUCCUCUGAGUUCCUGGAGUGUCCUCUCUGUCUCCUCCGCCACGCCAGAGACCGUUUCCCUGACAUCAUGACCUGCCACCACCGCUCCUGUGCGGAUUGCCUGCGCCAGUACUUACGAAUAGAGAUCAGUGAGUCGCGCGUCAACAUCAGCUGUCCAGAGUGCUCUGAGCGAUUCAACCCCCACGACAUCCGCAUCAUCCUGGGAGACCAGCCCCUCAUGGAGAAGUACGAGGAGUUCAUGUUGAGACGAUGGCUGGUGGCCGACCCUGACUGCCGCUGGUGCCCCGCCCCCGACUGCGGGUAUGCAGUCAUUGCCUUUGGCUGUGCCAGCUGUCCUAAGAUCACGUGUGGGCGUGAGGGGUGUGGCACAGAGUUCUGUUACCACUGUAAACAGCUGUGGCACCCCAACCAGACGUGUGAUGCCGCCCGGCAGCAGAGAGCCCAGAGCCUGAGGCUACGCACCUUCCGUUCCUCAUCUCUCAACUACAGCCAGGAGAGUGGUGCUGCAGCUGAUGACAUCAAGCCGUGUCCUCGCUGCGCUGCUUACAUCAUCAAGAUGAACGACGGCAGCUGUAACCACAUGACCUGUGCCGUGUGCGGCUGUGAGUUCUGCUGGCUCUGCAUGAAGGAGAUCUCUGACCUGCACUACCUGAGCCCGUCAGGAUGUACCUUCUGGGGUAAGAAGCCAUGGAGCAGGAAGAAGAAGAUUCUGUGGCAGCUGGGCACGCUGGUGGGCGCACCGGUGGGCAUCGCUCUGAUCGCUGGCAUUGCCAUCCCCGCCAUGAUCAUAGGCAUCCCUGUCUACGUGGGGAGGAAGAUUCACAAUCGCUAUGAAGGAAAGGACAUCUCCAAACAUAAGAGGAACUUGGUGAUAGCAGGUGGCGUGACCUUAUCUGUCAUUGUCUCCCCCGUGGUGGCAGCAGUUACUGUUGGUAUCGGCGUGCCCAUCAUGCUGGCAUACGUCUACGGGGUGGUGCCCAUCUCUCUAUGUCGCAGCGGUGGGUGUGGCGUCUCCGCCGGUAACGGGAAAGGGGUCCGCAUCGAUUUUGAUGACGAGAAUGAGAUGAACGUCGGAAGUGCAGCGGCUGCAACUGACGCCACAUCGGUGGCAGAGACCAGACACAACCCCAGCAUUGGAGAGGGCAGUGUGGGGGGCAUGACAGGCAGUCUGAGUGCCAGCGGGAGCCACAUGGACCGGAUGGGCGCCAUGAGGGACAACCUGAGUGAGAAUGCCUCCACCAUGGCUCUGGCUGGGGCCAGCAUCACCGGAUCUCUGUCUGGCAGCGCCAUGGUCAACUGUUAUAACAGGUUGGAGGUCCAGGCUGACGUUCAGAAGGAGCAGGGUAGUCUGAGUGGAGAGUCGGCCAAUGUCAGCUUGGGGACCAUCAGUGACAACACUAGCACCAAAGCAAUGGCUGGAUCCAUUCUCAACUACAUGCCUCUGGACAGAGAGGGUAAUCUGGAGGUGGACAUGGAGGGGAAGCAGGAGAAGAAACUACAUCACCAUAGCAACAGCAGCAGCCUGGACGACGCCAACGGCGAGGGGAGAGGGGUUGGAGUGUGUCCCUCCGGCUGCCCCCAUGAGUCUCGCUCCUCCAAAUGGGUGAAGGACCCCUCUUCCUCGGGGGGCAAGAAGAGCAAGGGCAAGCUGAGGACUAAGAAGACCAGCGGAGGAACUAAGAUCCAGGAGACCCGUGAGGACAUGGAUGCUCAGCUCCUAGAGCAGCGCAGCACUAACUCCUCAGAGUUCGACUCCCUCAGCGGCUCCCUGCCCUCCGUAGCAGACUCCCACUGCAGCCACUUAUCAGAGUUUAGCUGCUCUGAUCCGGAGACCUCCAGACCUCCUCCUCUCACCCCCUGCUGCAUUGACCUCCACCCCCAGCGCCCCCUCACCUCCCUGGGAACAGACCUGGUCACCGUCACCGCCCUGCCGGAGGUGGAGAACGACCAUCUGGAGAACUGUCCCGCUGCAUCCUCCUCCUCACCUUCCUCCGCGGCCCCCGUCUACACAGAAGGAGGGGUAGGAGGAGGUAUGCUCCUCUACAUCGCCGAGGAGAGCUUAGGGCUGAUGAGGACGACGCAGGAGGAGCUGGACUCCCUCGCGGUGGAGGAGGUCCUGAAGGAGACCAAUAACAACAUGUUGGACGGAGGUGUCGUAUCCCAGCAGCCUUCCAGCCCUGUGAGGAGUGGCUGCAUUCAGACUGAGAUAUAAACUCUCCUGGCUGGCUGGCUGACUGACUGGCUGGCUGACUCCAGGGCUACUACUACAGACUGACCUAAUAUUUAUGCCAGCUUUUUUCACAGCUAGCCUGAAAUCCACUUCUGUUUACUGAGUGGGCAAGCUCGUUUUACAGAAGAGUAGAGAGAAAGACAGGACAGCAGAGGAGGAGAGGUGUUUUAUCCAUGUCUGCUAAUAUGAAAGAUAAAAUAAUGUGAUGGUUGAGGGUAGACUGGGUGGUGAUACAUGUGGAGGGAUAAGGUAGACUGGGUGGUGAUACAUGUGGAGGGAUAAGGUAGACUGGGUGGUGAUACAUGUGGAGGGAUAAGGUAGACUGGGUGGUGAUACAUGUGGAGGGAUAAGGUAGACUGGGUGGUGAUACAUGUGGAGGGAUAAGGUAGACUGGGUGGUGAUACAUGUGGAGGGAUAAGGUAGACUGGGUGGUGAUACAUGUGGAGGGAUAAGGUAGACUGGGUGGUGAUACAUGUGGAGGGAUAAGGUAGACUGGGUGGUGAUACAUGUGGAGGGAUAAGGUAGACUGGGUGGUGAUACAUGUGGAGGGAUAAGGUAGACUGGGUGGUGAUACAUGUGGAGGGAUAAGGUAGACUGGGUGGUGAUACAGGUGGAGGGAUAAGGUAGACUGGGUGGUGAUACAGGUGGAGGGAUAAGGUAGACUGGGUGGUGAUACAUGUGGAGGGAUAAGGUAGACUGGGUGGUGAUACAUGUGGAGGGAUAAGGUAGACUGGGUGGUGAUACAGGUGGAGGGAUAAGGUAGACUGGGUGGUGAUACAGGUGGAGGGAUAAGGUAGACUGGGUGGUGAUACAGGUGGAGGGAUAAGGUAGACUGGGUGGUGAUACAGGUGGAGGGAUAAGGUAGACUGGGUGGUGAUACAUGUGGAGGGAUAAGGUAGACUGGGUUGUGAUACAUGUGGAGGGACAAGGUAGACUGGAAUAAGGUAGACUGGGUGGUGGUACAGGUGGAGGGAUAAGGUAGACUGGGUGGUGAUACAGGUGGAGGGAUAAGGUAGACUGGGUGGUGAUACAUGUGGAGGGAUAAGGUAGACUGGGUGGUGAUACAUGUGGAGGGAUAAGGUAGACUGGGUGGUGAUACAUGUGGAGGGAUAAGGUAGACUGGGUGGUGAUACAGGUGGAGGAAUAAGGUAGACUGGGUGGUGAUACAGGUGGAGGGAUAAGGUAGACUGGGUGGUGAUACAUGUGGAGGGAUAAGGUAGACUGGGUGGUGAUACAUGUGGAGGGAUAAGGUAGACUGGGUGGUGAUACAUGUGGAGGGAUAAGGUAGACUGGGUGGUGAUACAUGUGGAGGGAUAAGGUAGACUGGGUGGUGAUACAUGUGGAGGGAUAAGGUAGACUGGGUGGCGAUACAUGUGGAGGGAUAAGGUAGACUGGGUUGUGAUACAUGUGGAGGGACAAGGUAGACUGGAAUAAGGUAGACUGGGUGGUGGUACAGGUGGAGGAAUAAGGUAGACUGGGUAGUGAUACAGGUGGAGGAAUAAGGUAGACUGGGUGGUGAUACAGGUGGAGGAAUAAGGUAGACUGGUUGGUGAUACAGGUGGAGGAAUAAGGUAGACUGGUUGGUGAUACAGGUGGAGGAAUAAGGUAGACUGGUUGGUGAUACAGGUGGAGGAAUAAGUUAGACUGGGUGGUGGUACAGGUGGAGGAAUAAGGUAGGCUGGGUGGUGAUACAGGUGGAGGGAUAAGGUAGACAGGCUAUAGGGAGGGAGAAAGCUUUCCUACUGGUUUAAGGGUUUUAUUCAUAUAGAAGAGAUGUUGGCAGUCUGGAUGGGAAGUCUUGAUUAAAUCUCAUGUCCGGAGUGUUUUUGGUCGGUGGUAACAUUUAGAUGGCCCAAGGCGCAUGGAAAGUUCCAGUUAAAUGUACGGGGACAGAGUACGAGGUGUAUGGCAGGUGUAUCAGUGGGGUGAUGAUGUAGCAGUGUUCUAUACUAGCCUUCACAUGGGGGACAGAUUCUCCAGAAGGCCACACGACUGUCCAUCCAGGAAGCUCCUAUGGAUCCGACUCAAAACGAACCCCGUCUCAGGUGGCAUCAUAUUCACCAUGUACUGCGUUACUAGAUGAGUAGGGUUCCAUUUGAGACAGACUUCUAUGUCUGUGGUGAACAGCCAGCCAGUCGCAUCACACCGCAGCAGAAAGGAUUGUCAAGCUUCAGUUAUAAUAUAAACCGGUCAGAGAAAAGGUCAAACUGACCUAAGAGGGACCAGUCAAUAAGUCAUUUUUAUUUUUUCCAUGAUUCUAUAAAAAAAAUGAAUAUUACUUUUAAGAUGUUGAUGAAUAUUGUUUUGUAGUUUUAGUAUUUUCCAUGUUGAGCCCUGUGAGGUCAGAUCCUGUGUUAGGGGAGGCCAGGGGGGGUUAGGGUGAGCAGAGUGAAGAAAGAGUCAACUAAUUUAACCCUUUGUCUUCUUAAACAACACAGAUUUUAACUGUCAGGAUUGGAUUUACAAUAUAAGUAAAUAUUCCAGAAAGAAUCAGGCCUCAGAGUUGAGCUGGCCCAUCAGUAGGAGGACAACAGCGGUCGUUUGGUAUAAAGGGAGCGAUAAGAGGUUGACUCUCUUUUCAUUCUGUUAUAGAUCUACAUCACUUCUAAUUAAAAGGCUAUGGUGAUUUAA